AGCUUCAACAGCCGCAGCAACCGCCAACUGCCAACUGCCAACUCCCUCCCUGCACACCUGACCGUGCCGCGCUAGCUUCAAUGUCGAAAAUGCCGGCAUUCGGAAGACGAAAAACAAUCGCAUUCGUCUCCAUCACACUCUGCAUCCUCUUCUUGUACUCCUUCCGACGACUCGAUUCCUAUGACCCGCGUUUGUCUUUCGAUGACGGGGUUCGCGACGCAACUAGCGGCCCAACUCGUGCCCCAACUCGCGCCCCAGCCCUAAACACGAAAUGGACCAAACUAAAGACGAAGUACCCAGUCAAGGAUCUGCGGCCGCUUCCCACCGGGCAGCCGUCGGCGCUACCCAAGGUGCAGGCCGAAUUUGGCCCAGAGUCCGACUCGGACCGUGACCUGCGCCUCAAGAGGCGCGAUGCCGUCAAGGCAUCCUUUCAGCGCUGCUGGAAGUCGUACCGCAAGCUUGCCUGGAUGAGCGAUGAGCUCAAGCCCGUGAGCGGGGGGCGGCACGACCCCUUUGGCGGAUGGGGCGCCACGCUCGUCGACAGCCUCGACACCCUCUGGAUCAUGGGUCUGAUGGACGAGUUUGAGGAAGCCGUCGCCGCGUCGUCAACCAUCAACUUUGACAAGGUCUCCUCCCAGGACAUCAACGUAUUCGAGACCAACAUCCGCUACCUCGGCGGCUUCCUCGCCGCGUAUGACCUCAGCGGGGACGUGCGACUCUUGACCAAGGCCAGAGAGGUGGGCGAGAUGCUCUAUGUCGCUUUCGACACCCCCAACAGGAUGCCCCUGACGCGCUGGAACGCGUGGGCGGCUGGCUGGGGCAGGGCCCAGGUGGCCGACGACCACGUCCUGCUCGCCGAGAUCGGCACCUUUUCGCUCGAGUUCAUUCGCCUGUCCAUGCUGACAGGCGACCCGAAAUGGUACGACGCAGUGCAGCGCAUCAUCGAUCUGCUCCACAAGCAGCAGCAAACCACCGGCCUGCCGGGUAUGUGGCCGAUCGUGGUGAACGCCCGUAGGGCAGAGUUUAACCAGCAUCACGACUAUACCCUCGGCUCCAUGGCCGAUUCACUGUACGAAUACCUCCCUAAAACGCAUGCUCUCGUCGGCGGCCUGCUCCCCGUCUAUCGCGAGAUGUACGAGGCGGCGAUGCACACCGCCAUCAAGCACAACCUCUACCGGCCCAUGCUGCCCGACGAGAAGGACGUUCUCAUGUCCGGGCUGGUGACAGUCAAGACAGAGGACGGCAAGACGACCCGGCGCCUGCGCCCUGAGGGUCAACACCUCGUCUGUUAUGCGGGCGGCAUGCUCGCCCUCGGCGGCCGGCUGGUCGGGAACAAGACUCACGUGGAAAAAGGCGAAAAGCUGAUGGAUGGUUGUAUCUGGACCUACCAGAACAUGCCGCUGGGAAUCAUGCCCGAGACCUUCCAGAUGCUGCCGUGCGAGUCUGCCGACGACUGCCCGUGGGACGAGGACAAGUGGCGGGAAGCUGUGCUCUCCAGGGGCGGCCUGGAUCGCAAGACGGAUCCCGACGACGCCGACGAGGCCAUCCUCCGCAAAGGAAUACCCAAGGGCUUCGUCGCCAUCGGCGACAAGCGAUACAUGUUGCGGCCCGAGGCCAUCGAGAGCGUCUUCAUCUUGUACCGCAUCACCGGCCGCAAAGAUCUGCUCGAGUCGGCAUGGAAAAUGUACGAGGCGAUCGAGGAAAACACCAGGACGCCGCUGGCCAACUCGGCCAUUUGGGAUGUCACCGCCGCCGAGGGGACGCCCGAGCUGAGCGACUCGAUGGAGAGUUUCUGGUUGGGCGAGACGCUCAAGUAUUUCUACUUGAUGUUCAGCGAGCCCGAACUGAUCAGCCUGGAUGAGUACGUCUUCAAUACGGAGGCGCACCCGCUAAAGAGACUGCUCCCCUGAUUUCGGUCUGGCAAGCGAGGUUGGGUUAGUAGCAUCAUGGCUCCAUUAUUUUUGCACGGCACGCUACAGAAUGUUUCUUCUUGUAUCUCUCGGUUUUGUUUGUUAAUUGCCUGUAGUUUUUGCUCCAUUUCCAUCAAUAAUAAUUGUCAAGGUUCGGGUAACAGGCGAUUCGCGUCUUACACAUACAUAUAUUACGGCACUAGGUGGUCAAAUACACAAUCAACGAUGGUCAUAGAAUAAACUGAGGAAAAUAUAAUACUUUUUUCAAC
This is a messenger RNA of Thermothelomyces thermophilus ATCC 42464, 2179 nucleotides long. Its product is annotated as glycoside hydrolase family 47 protein. Lineage: Eukaryota; Fungi; Ascomycota; Sordariomycetes; Sordariales; Chaetomiaceae. The record is from RefSeq and is a predicted model, not a curated record. Gene Ontology annotation, molecular function: mannosyl-oligosaccharide 1,2-alpha-mannosidase activity; calcium ion binding. The transcript has a single exon. Bases 90 to 1910 code for a protein of 606 amino acids. Gene Ontology annotation, biological process: N-glycan processing; carbohydrate metabolic process. Gene Ontology annotation, cellular component: endoplasmic reticulum; Golgi membrane.